GCUUGGAUUUGGAAGAUCAAAGAGUGAGACUGAGAGUGAGAGAGACAAUGAUGUAGUCGUGUCGGUGGACAAUGUAAGGCGGAAAUGGACCUUGCACCUCAUCAGAGUGUUGCCGUUCAGCUAUUCUGCGAUCGCCUGCGAACAUUGGAUGUUGAUACCGAUGUGUAUUCUGAGUAUGUAGUGGGGAUACUGUUGGACAACGAAGAUUCAAGUGAUGAGGAGGUGAUUCAAGAAGCAGCGGAUGCGCUGUCAGCUGUUGUGCAGGAAGACACAGCUCGAUGCCUUGUGCAAGAGCUGCAUCGCAAUUUGAACAACACCUCUCUGAGAGCCAGAUCCAACACAGAAAACUCUUCUCAAGAAGUGAACUUGCCACCUGACAAUGCGGAUUCCACGGGGCAGCUGUUGAGUGACGACCACUCUGGGCAAGAUGCACCAGAUCCCUUCUCUGCGCAGCUGCCUGAUGGUUCUGAUAAUGAUCCAGAAACCGAUCAGCACCAGAUUGGGUUUGAUGUGAAUUCAGACUUGUUUCCUGGAUCCUCGUAUGUGAACGAGGAGCCAGGUGACGAGUAUGCUGAUGCAGACUUUGCUGCCGCAUUGGAGGAUGAGACUGCUCUUGAGGAGUACUUACAGGAUACGGAUCGCCAGGAAUGGCUGAGCGCAGAAAGUCUACAGACCGAAGACUCCAUAUUCAGUCUACUCAAUUUUCACUUCAGUCGGUCAUUGACGGUCGACGAUUCUGGAUCGGACGAUCAUCAAGACACCAGGAGACCCUGCAUUUUCUUCAUGUCAGGCUCUUGUUUCCGUGCGGAUUGCCAGUUUUCACAUGACAUGCGCAAUAUCCCCUGUCGCUAUUUUGCUAGUGGAUCCUGUUUGAAAGGCGCAGAUUGCUUAUUCUUGCACCAAUCGCCAUCAUUGAAGACGUCCGAGACGACAGCAAGAGAUGAGAACAUUGUUUCUUUAUCUGCAGAUGACUUCCCGUCACUAACUACGGAGCCGCGGGGCACUCAGGCUGCUGGUGCACAUCAGCAGCUACAAGGCUCAAAUUCAAUGUGGACAGAGAAGGUCAAGACUAAACAUAAAGCUGCCGCACAACCGCUUUCCUCGACCCACAGCCCACCAUCAUCUCGCCUGGCCAGGAUGAAAGGCCAGGCCGGUGCAGAGUCUAUUAAAUGGGUGGAUGUUGGCGAAAGCCUCAGUGAACUCUAUGCAGACAUGCGCCAUCAAGCACUAGCACAAGGAUCAUUGCGCAACAAAUGCUUUCAGAAAGCAGUGGAGUCAUACAAGGCUGGCGACAAGGCUGCUGCUCGGCGAUUUUCCCGUCAGGGUCGAUAUCAUGAUGAACAGAUGAAGCGAUUGAAUGAGAAGGCUGCGGAAGAGAUGUUUUGCACGCGCAAUGCAAGCACUGCUAAGAAUGUGAUUGACGUUCAUGGACUGCAUGUCCAGGAAGCUCUGGAUCGCCUGGACACAUUCCUUAGCCAGUUUACAGCCCAUGUCCACUGCAGUAGUGCCAGUAGUGGUAGUAGUGCUGCUAGCAGAGCACAGUAUGCUUACAUCAUUACUGGUACAGGUCAUCACAGUGUACAGACUCGCUACAAAGCAAAGUUGCAGCCAGUCAUCGUGGAGGAGCUACGUAGGAGACAAUUACAAGUAUUUGACUGCAGCAAGGAUGGCCGUGGCGGUUUGUUACGCGUUACAAUGCCGAGCUAACUCUUAGUGGAAAUGUCACGGUGUAGAUGUAGCUUUCUAUUUUUAUCUUUUACUCAGGUUUUUAUGUUCUAGUUUUCACAACAGCACACAUCACACUGAGAUGUCACCUCAGGACAGUCGUAUUGAGUAUUACAACUCAAACGUUGGUUGCUUUCAACUACUUCUACUGGGAGCGGGUGCGUUCUGGUGGUUUUACUUUACGUUCGUGCUUUAGUGUUCUAUCUUCUGGCAUACAUGCAGCAGGCCUACUAGACAUCUCAAUCACUUUUGCUCCUUUUCUUAGAAAGGAGACGGUAGGAGAUCUAUUCUGUUGUCUGAUGCAGCGUAUUGGAGCUUUCGACUAGCAUGCUUGAGAUCCUAUUCUUGUUAUCAUUAUUACAUGACGGAUGAUUAUUUAUAAUGUAGCUGUUUCCCUACAUGCCUAGCACCUACGUGUGCGUGCGUUAGCUAGAGUACUCUUCGCGCAGCCAUGCAUUAUUAUUAUUAUUAUUUAAAUUUUGAAUAGGGCAAUGGUAACCAGGGAGUCGUAAAAUCCCUGAUGGUAACCCACUGAAACCAGGCGUGGACCUUCUCUAGCUCUGCCAUACCAUUAUUCUUUUUGACAUUUUUUUAUUGUUUUUUUAUGAGCUAUACAACUUUCGGAAAAAGAGGAUGGUGCGACUUCGGCGA
Molecule: messenger RNA, 2376 nt
Organism: Sycon ciliatum
Lineage: Eukaryota; Metazoa; Porifera; Calcarea; Leucosolenida; Sycettidae
Exons: 11
Coding region: 85-1707 (540 amino acids)
Molecular function (GO): metal ion binding
Source: RefSeq, a predicted model, not a curated record